This is a messenger RNA of Camellia sinensis, 2056 nucleotides long. RefSeq lists its product as uncharacterized. Gene Ontology annotation, biological process: translational initiation. NCBI's taxonomy places the organism in Eukaryota, Viridiplantae, Streptophyta, Magnoliopsida, Ericales, Theaceae. Gene Ontology annotation, molecular function: translation initiation factor activity; guanyl-nucleotide exchange factor activity. The record is from RefSeq and is a predicted model, not a curated record. Gene Ontology annotation, cellular component: eukaryotic translation initiation factor 2B complex.
ACUACACGAGAUCCGGACUCUUCACUUUCCCCUCCUCUCUCUCUCUCUCUCUCUCUCUCUCUCUGAGCAAAAAUCCAACCCACCCAAACACUGCCGAGACGGAAACCAAGAGCGAGUUCAUUCUCAUCCUCUGAGACCCACACCACACUAUCUAUCGUUCAUUCAUCCAAUUCUGGGGUAUUGCUCUGCUUAAACAAAAUACCGAGAAAGUGAAUUGAGUUGUAAGUCGUUUCUCUCAGGUGAAAUUCUUUGAAGUCAUGCCGGACGUGCAUGCCCUUGUGAAUGAUUUCGUAAUCAAGCUGAGAAAACGUAAAAUUGAGGGAUCGAAGGCUACAGCCAAGCAUACGUCGGAGUUGCUUAGGUCAGUAAUUUCACAGCAGCGAAUUCCCCACACAAACCAGGCUGGGGCUCUUAUUGAUGCUAUAAAGGAGGUUGGAGAGCAGCUGAUUGCUGCAAAUCCUGUGGAGCUUGCUGUUGGUAAUAUUGUGAGGCGUGUUUUACAUAUCAUUAGGGAGGAGGACCUUUCUCUUGCGACAGCCGUUAUUGGUGGGUUGAGUUUAUCUGCUGGAAGUGAUGAUGAUGAUGAUGUUGAUCAAGAUCAUCACCCAGUUUUGUCUGCUGCUGCUGUUGCUGCUGCUGCUAGAAGCACUCUAAGGCCACCUUCAUUGCAGGCCCUUCUUGAAGAUGUGCCUCACUUAACAGCUGUUCCUCACACUUCUUCUUCUGGGGGUGAUUCUGAAGGAAAAAGCAAAUAUGCUGAUAAAAACUCAAGGAGUCGGAAGCUAAAGCAUAUUGUCAUUGAGGCAGUUAAUGAACUUAUUCAAGAUAUUGGCACUUGCCAUGAGCAGAUUGCUGAGCAAGCAGUGGAGCAUAUUCAUCAAAAUGAGGUAAUAUUAACUUUAGGCAAUUCAAGAACAGUAAUGGAAUUUCUUUGUGCUGCAAACGAGAAAAAAAGAUCAUUUCGAGUGUUCGUUGCAGAAGGUGCUCCAAGAUAUCAAGGGCAUGUUCUUGCAAAAGAAUUGGUAGCAAGAGGAUUACAAACCACUGUAAUUACUGAUUCUGCCGUGUUUGCCAUGAUUUCUAGAGUGAACAUGGUUAUUGUCGGAGCUCAUGCUGUUAUGGCCAAUGGUGGGGUAAUCGCACCUGUUGGGUUGAAUAUGGUUGCAUUAGCAGCCAAAAGGCAUGCUGUCCCUUUCGUGGUGCUUGCGGGCAUUCACAAGUUGUGUCCCUUGUAUCCCCACAAUCCAGAGGUCUUAUUGAAUGAGUUGAAGUCUCCAUCUGAUCUUCUGGACUUUGGAGAAUUCUCAGAUUGCAUGGAUUUUGGAAGUGGAGUCGGUCCCCAUCUGCAUGUCAUCAAUCCUGCAUUCGAUUAUGUACCACCAAAGCUUGUCAGUUUAUUUAUUACUGACACAGGAGGGCAUAACCCAUCAUACAUGUAUCGGCUCAUUGCGGAUUAUUACUCUGCUGAUGAUUUGGUGGUGCAACGGAGACCUGCUUCUUGAAAUUGAGCCUAGCUACUUGUCCUAGAUAUAUUGGCUGAGAAGCAGAGUGAGCAAGGAAUUGCAAUGUCUGCUCCAAAAUUGUAAUGUGUGGAAAGUCAUGCUGACCAUUGCCAGAGUUAAUAAUAGAAAAACUAAGCUUGAGGAGACUCCUGUGCAUUUAUCAGGUGAAUGCAUGGAUAUGGAACAAACAUGAGAGAAGACCAUGGAGUGUUUUUCUUUUUAAAUUUUUUUUUUCAAAAAUUAUUAUUAUUGUUGGUAUUUGUGAUGAGAUGCAAGAGAUGUAACAAGCGAGACAAGUGAACGAAGGUUGAGUGCCGUAAUUCUGAGGUUAAUAGGUAGGUGUGUUCUGUAGCUUACAUACAACAUUUAUCAGUCUUGUCAAGUUCUUAGUACUGAAAAUAGAGAGCUGUAUUAUUAGCGUGUCAACUCUCAUAGGUCUUUUAGGGGAGUUUUUGUGGUUUUUUGUAUUCUGAAUAUGUUAGGAGCAUUUUCGUGUUUCACUUUUAAGUAAUAAUGUUUUCUGAAUAUGUUAGGAGCAUCCUUCCUGUUUUAUA